UAGCUUCAUGCAACAUUCCAGCUAUACCUCUCAUUGAUUUUGCUCAUCUUCUGUCCUACAAUGGCUUUCUGUCUGCAAUCACCUUUGUGCCUUUUCAUUGUUUUUCUUCUCUUACAAACACUAGGCGGCAAGGCUGCAACCUGUAAUGACUGCUUUGUUCAAUCUCGAGCAGCUUAUUAUCCGAAUUCUGAAACACAAGGAACAGAUAGAGGUGAAUGUGGGUUCGGUUCGUUUGGAGCAACAAUUAAUGGUGGGGAUGUGUCAGCAGCCUCUGACCUCUAUCGCAAGGGGGUUGGAUGUGGUGCUUGUUACCAGGUGAGGUGCACAAACGGCGGCUACUGCUCAGACAAAGGAGUAACUAUAGUUAUAACAGAUUCAGGCAGCAGUGAUCACACAGACUUUAUCCUCAGCCAACGAGCGUUUGCCCGGAUGGCUCAAACAACUGAUGCAGCUGCUUCUCUAUUAUCUCUUGGUAUAGUUGAUAUUGAAUACAGACGUGUUUCAUGCAGCUACCCCAACAAAAAUAUCACAAUUAAGAUCGAUGAGAACAGUAACUAUCCUUAUUAUUUGGCUUUUGUACUAUGGUACCAACAAGGCAAGAAAGAUAUCACAGCUGUCCAGCUUUGUGAGACAGAAAACUUUGUCUGUAAGUUACUGGACCGGACUUAUGGAGCAGUUUGGACAACUAACUCACCUCCAACUGGACCCCUGCAAAUAAGGAUGUUAUUCAGUGAUGAUGAUGGUGAUGAGAAUUGGGUUGUUCCAGUAAAUAACAUACCACAAGACUGGAAAGCUGGACAAACAUAUGACUCGGGAGUUCAAGUUAACAUAUAAACAUCCAGCAGAUUCUAUAGUUAUAGACCAUCAAUUUUUCUUCAUUUAUGAGUAUAACGGUCAUUUCUUUUUAUGUAAUCUUUCUGCAUCAUUCAUUAAUGUUUUUCUUUGCAAAUAGAAAUAUGCUUGAAUAAGAGGAUUAGCAGAUCAGCAGGAUUCCUUAAUGAAAACAUUAUUUUGUAAUUUCCAACCUAAA
This is a messenger RNA of Rosa chinensis, 1030 nucleotides long. RefSeq names its product expansin-like B1. Bases 61 to 834 code for a protein of 257 amino acids. NCBI's taxonomy places the organism in Eukaryota, Viridiplantae, Streptophyta, Magnoliopsida, Rosales, Rosaceae. Gene Ontology annotation, cellular component: extracellular region. The record is from RefSeq and is a predicted model, not a curated record. The transcript has 5 exons.